AUGAGUCCUCAACAGGAAAGACAAGAUGAGCGAGAGCCUCUACUUCAGAAUGGGCACGUCGAUGGCGGAGAAGGCGGGGAUAGUCGCGAGAUCAUCUCGUUCUCUGAGAAUGAUGCGAGUGAUCCUAGACAGUGGACAAAGCGAAGAAAGAUGACCAAUGUCGGUAUUAUUGCAUUGAUGGCCAUCCUUUCGCCUCUGGCAUCAUCCAUGUUUAGUCCUGGCAUCCAGCAAAUAGCUGAUGAUCUCAACACUACUAAAGAUGCUGUUAUUGGAUGUACCACUGGUUUCGUAAUCAUGUUGGGUAUUGGACCUCUCGUUCUUGCUCCUCUUUCGGAGACUUUUGGAAGAAGGAACGUUUACAUCUAUUGCUAUGCGGCAUUCACAGUUCUUCAAGUUCCGGCUGCACUUGCUCCUAAUAUUGCCACUUUGCUGGCUGUCAGGACUAUCUCUGGUUUCUUUGGUGCUGUCGCUAUCGCAAACGGUGGCGGAACUAUUUCAGACAUGUUUGUACCAGAAGAGAGAGCUGGUGUCUUCGGAUGGUACUUACUCGGUCCUCUCCUUGGACCUACACUCGGCCCUCUCUUUGGCGGUAUUAUCGUACAACGAGCAGGCUGGCGCUGGAUCUUCUGGACAACCACAAUCAUCUGCGCCGUUAACACCAUAGUCGGCUAUUUCUUCCUUCACGAAUCCUAUGCACCCGUACUCCUCAGCCGCAGAAAAGCCAGUAUGGAAUCUGAGGAAGGAUCGUCUGGCAAGUACCGCAUCGAAGGCGAAGAUGAACGGCCACUGGGCAAAAAACUGGCUCACUCAUUGAGAAGGCCUUUCAAGAUUAUCACGCAGCCCAUCGUGCUCAUCAUGAGUGCUUACCAAGCCCUCAUUUUUGGCACAACAUACAGCAUUUACACAAACAUGCAAGCCAUCUUCGAAGGCGACUAUGGCUUCGACACCGAACAAGUCGGCCUGCUCUAUUUGGGUCCUGGGUUGGGCUUCCUUACAGCUGUAUGGUUCCUUGUCCCGCAGAUCGAUCGCGUAUAUAAGAAGCUGGGCGAACGCAACAAGCGCGAUCCAGUCCCCGAAUACCGCCUUCCACUAGCAAACAUCGGCUCCGUCCUCAUCCCAGUCUCUCUCUUCUGUUUCUUCUGGGCCGUGGAGAAACAUGCUCACUGGGCUCUCUGCAUCACAGCAACCUACUUCUAUGGUGUUGGUCAAGUUAUGAUUCUCAACUGCACGCAAAACUACUACAUUGAUUCGUUUGAAAAGUAUGCUGCUUCUGCUAUUGCUGCUGGUGCAGUGUUCCGGAGUUUGUUUGGUGGUAUUGUGCCUUUGGUUGCGCCGUCUUUGUUCAAGGCUCUGGGGUAUGGGUGGGGAGGUAGUGUGUUUGGCUUCCUGGCGUUGGCUAUUGCGCCUGCUCCGGUCUUGUUCUACAGGUAUGGCGGCAUGAUUAGAGAGAAGUUCAAGAUUGAGCUGUGA
Aureobasidium melanogenum CBS 110374 is the source of this 1470-nucleotide messenger RNA. RefSeq names its product MFS general substrate transporter. The record is from RefSeq and is a predicted model, not a curated record. Bases 1 to 1470 code for a protein of 489 amino acids. Gene Ontology annotation, molecular function: transmembrane transporter activity. Lineage: Eukaryota; Fungi; Ascomycota; Dothideomycetes; Dothideales; Saccotheciaceae. The transcript has 3 exons. Gene Ontology annotation, biological process: transmembrane transport.